GAUAGAGACAUACACAGCAAAUAGUUAAGACAAAUUGUUUAAAGACACAGCAACUACAAAAUAUGAUGAUAUUUAUAACUUAAGUAACACCUACUCUGCUACUCAUAGAUAGAGAAAGUGAGAAAGAGAGAUGAAUUCGAAGCUCCGGAGUCUGUGGAACCACCCGGCGGGGCCGAAGACGAUCCACUUCUGGGCGCCGACGUUCAAGUGGGGGCUGAGCAUCGCCAACGUGUCGGACUUCUCGAAGCCCCCCGAGACGCUGUCGUACCCGCAGCAGACGGUGAUCGCCAUCUCGGGGGUCAUCUGGUCGCGCUACUGCUUCGUCAUCAAGCCGUGGAAUCUCAACCUCUUCGGCGUCAACUCCGCCAUGGCUUGCACCGGUCUCUAUCAGCUCUCCCGCAAGCUCCGCCACGACUACUCCUCCGUCGACCAAUGAUCACCGGUCACUUUUACUUUACUAUUCCACUUUCUUUCAUUUUCUGUAAAAUUAAAUCAACGCCUUAAAUUAGAUUUUAAUUAACCUACAUGAAUUAUACUAAAUCAUCGUAACUUAGUUUAAUACUCUCUCUGUCUAAAAAUAAAUUGACAAUUGCAUGA
Molecule: messenger RNA, 597 nt
Organism: Salvia hispanica
Lineage: Eukaryota; Viridiplantae; Streptophyta; Magnoliopsida; Lamiales; Lamiaceae
Source: RefSeq, a predicted model, not a curated record